GACCAACACCUCUCCUGCUAUUUUCAUCUCGUGUCUUUCUCUGGGUUGUCUAACAUCAUGCCUGGCAAACUCAAUGAAAACUUGGACGUCCUUGUCGUCGGUGGUGGCUUCGGUGGCUUGACUUCGGCCAUCGAGUGCGCUAGGCAGGGUCUGAACGUUACCAUUCUUGAGCGCGCUGACGCUCCGUCCCCUUUGGGUGAUGCCAUUGGUUUCGCACCGAAUACAUCACGUAUCUUGUUCCGUUGGGGAAUCGGAGACUCCUUCUGGGAACAUUCCGCCCGCGGUCGCUACUUCAACGUUCACGACGGUCAUACUGGCAAGAUCAUCUUCCGUGAGGACCACGCUGGUCAGCUGGCGCGCUUUGGAUGGACGAGUCUUCCUGGAUCUCGUGCAUUCUACCAGCGCGGGCUUUGGGAUUUGGCCAUCAAGUCCGGAGCCAAUCUUCGCAACAACUGCAAGGUCGUUUCCUAUACCGACGGUGGGCUUGAGAGGCCAUACGUUCUCUUGGAAUCAGGAGAGAAAAUCAGCGCUGACGUCAUCCUUGCCUCUGAUGGAAUUCAUAGCAAAGCAAAGAAGAUCAUCCUCGGUUUCCAGGAGCAACCCGUGUCGUCCGGAUAUGCCAUCUACCGUGGUUAUGCACCUGCCGACUCUCUUUUGAACGACCCAGAGACUGCCCAUCUCGGUGACGGUGCCCCGCACACCUGGAUUGGACCAGAUCAGCACACCAUCAUCUGUACAUUCGGUGAACCCGGAAAGGUCCAUUCGAUGAGCUUCGCCACCAUCCACGAGGACACCGAAGAAGCUAUCGAGGCAUGGAACAAGCCUGUCAGUAUCGAGGACGCCGUCAAGUCCAUCAGCAGCCCAGACUACGACUGGGAUCCUGUUUUGAAGAAGGUCGUCUCUAAGUUCCCCGAUUGUAUCGACUGGAAGUUGUCCUGGCGUGACCCUCUUCCCCGUUGGAUCUCUGAUGAUGGUCGUGUCACACUCCUCGGUGAUGCUGCGCAUCCUUUCCUUCCUUCCUCCGCUCAAGGAGGCUCGCAAGCGUUGGAGGACGGUGUCACACUAGGCAUCUGCCUCGCUCUGAGCCCUAAGACCCCUGAUGGCUGUCGUCUCGCUCUCAAGGCCUUCCAGAAGAUCCGGCACAAGCGUGCUGCCGAUGUGCAGAUGACCGGCAGGACACAGAUCCACAAGUGGCACAUCAACCAGACGGAAGCAGAGAAGAAGGCGAACAAGGAGCUCGGCCUUGCCUCUGCUGCCUACUUCGACCACGAUGCCGAGUUCCACGCCCUCAACAGCUACGAGUCUGUCGUUCGUGAGCUCACGGGCGAUGAGUCCUUCAAGGUGGACCCGGAGCUCUUUGAGAAGGUUCGCGAUGUCAUCAAGGGUGACACCAUCUACGCGAACGGCGCUCCGGAGGAGAAGAAGGCAAUCUGGUACGGACCUCCCUUUGAGGUCCCGGAGAGGGACAGGCCUGUUGCUGCCUGAGCAUCGUUUGUGGAGUAGCGAGUAGACGUAUGACUAGCAGUAUAUUUAUGCACUUUUCUAGAUAUUUGAAUGUAGUUGAAUUAUAGACCUGUCUUUUAUAUCCGUGUUCAAUAUGCUAGUAUCGGGGGAACUCCUUUGAAGUAAGAUCCCAACGUCUGUUCUUC
This is a messenger RNA of Stereum hirsutum FP-91666 SS1, 1649 nucleotides long. RefSeq names its product FAD/NAD-P-binding domain-containing protein. The record is from RefSeq and is a predicted model, not a curated record. The transcript is spliced from 8 exons. Gene Ontology annotation, biological process: secondary metabolite biosynthetic process. The coding region runs from base 58 to 1485 and encodes 475 amino acids. Lineage: Eukaryota; Fungi; Basidiomycota; Agaricomycetes; Russulales; Stereaceae. Gene Ontology annotation, molecular function: monooxygenase activity; FAD binding.